Molecule: messenger RNA, 2907 nt
Organism: Osmerus eperlanus (European smelt)
Lineage: Eukaryota; Metazoa; Chordata; Actinopteri; Osmeriformes; Osmeridae
Product: cGMP-inhibited 3',5'-cyclic phosphodiesterase 3A-like
Biological process (GO): oocyte maturation; positive regulation of oocyte development
Cellular component (GO): cytosol
Molecular function (GO): calmodulin-activated 3',5'-cyclic-GMP phosphodiesterase activity
Source: RefSeq, a predicted model, not a curated record
AUGACACUUCAGAGAAACAGUUCCAACCAGUCUCCAGGCACCAGUGUGAUGGUGGAUAUCUCUGUGAUGGGGGAGGCCCAUGGUCUGGUCUCAGAUCUGCUGGCUGAUCCCUCGCUCCCCCCCAGGGCCUGGGGCUCCCUGAGGGUUGUGAGCACCCUGCUGAGCACCCAGGUCCUCCAGCCCCCUGCCGGCCCCCUGGGCCCCCUGCCCCCCCGGUCCUUGGCUGCGACAUGCGCUCCUGCCUCUGAGGAGGUGGAGGGGGGAGACAGGGCGGAGAAGUUGGCCCUGCCGAAGCGACUGAGGCGGAGCUUGCCUCCAGGGUUGCUAAGGAGAAUCUCAUCGUCGUGGACAACCACCACCUCAGCAACAGGCCUGCCCACUCUGGAGCCUGGUACAAUCAGACGAGACCACUGCAGCCCCAAAGACAUCCGCCCCCUGGCUUCAGGGAAGACACGCCCCCUGUCUUCCUCCUACUCUGGCUCCGCCUCCAAACACAUCUACAACAGACGGCACGCAAGAGCAGCUCCAGGUCACCCUCCCUGCCUGUUCUCCCCCCUGGCCUCCCCCUGCUCCGCCCGCCCCCUACAGGGGACCCCAGUGUCCAGCCCCACAGCCAGGAGCUCUGUGGAGCUCCCUGGCCCCCCUGCUCGGGCCCCCAGGCCCCCCCGCAGGCCCCUCACGCACAGCCUGAGCGCCCCCAGCUCCACCACACCUCCCUGGAGCCCCCCACCUCUCUGUAGCAGCUGUGGUCGUCCCUUCAUCCAGCAGGGAGAAGGGCAUGAGGAGACUCCACUCAAAGACGACCCUGUCCUGGCCUCCUCGGACUACGACAGCACCUACGAGACCAACCACAGCGACAGCAGCGACUUUGCACUGACCGAGGAGGAGGGGGGCAGGCAGGCCCCCAGGGACCCCGAGGGGGGCAGGGAGGCCCCCAGGGACCCCGAGGGGGGCAGGGAGUUCCAACCCGAGGCCCUGCUGGGCCCCCCGCUGCCCUCCCAAGAGGACCCUCCCCUCUUGGCCCCGGAGCUCCUGGUGAUGUCAGAGCUGGAGCCCCUGAUGAGCCAGCUGACCCGCUGGAACUUCCCCAUCUUCACCCUGGCGGAGAAGACUCACGGCAGGACUGGACACAUCCUCUCUCAGGUUUCAUACAGGCUGUUUGAGGACACAGGUUUGUUUGAGAUAUUUCAGAUCCCUGUGAGAGAGUUCAUGAACUACUUCACCGCACUGGAGAACGGAUACAGAGACAUUCCCUACCAUAACCGUAUCCACGCCACUGAUGUGCUCCAUGCAGUGUGGUACCUCACCACCCAGGCUGUGCCAGGACUGCCUUCCCUGCCCCAACACACACCCUGCUCUGAUGGUGAGCCGGCCUUGAUCUCCCCCUUCCAUGGGGGCUACCUGGUGUCCAGGAUGACGUGUGGUGGCCCUGGCCCCGGCUGCCCCGGCCCCGGCCCUGGCCCCGGCCCUGGCCCCGGCCCUGGCCCCGGCUUCCCCGGCCCCGGCUCCAGGGGCCUCUCAGGUCUCAUUCCGGCGCUGGAGCUCAUGGCGCUGUACGUAGCGGCCGCCAUGCACGACUACGACCACCCUGGUAGGACCAACGCCUUCCUGGUCACCACCGGCGCUCCCCAGGCCGUUCUGUACAACGACCGAUCGGUCCUGGAGAAUCACCACGCCGCCUCCGCCUGGAGCCUCUUCCUGUCUAGGCCAGAGUACAACUUCCUGUCCAGCCUGAGCCACGUGGAGUUCAAGCGCUUCCGCUUCCUGGUGAUCGAGGCCAUCCUGGCCACCGACCUGAAGAAGCACUUUGACUUCCUGGCAGAGUUCAACGCCAAGGUGGGGGAGGAGGGCUGCUCGGGGAUCGACUGGACCAAUGAGAAUGACCGUCUGCUCGUGUGUCAGAUGUGCAUCAAGCUGGCUGACAUCGACGGGCCACUGAAGAGCAGGGAUCUGCACCUGCAGUGGACCGAGCGCAUCGUCAACGAGUUCUACCAGCAGGGGGAUGAGGAGGCCAGGCUGGGAUUACCCAUCAGCCCCUUCAUGGACGGCUCCGCCCCCCAGCUGGCCCGGCUGCAGGACUCCUUCAUCAGCCACAUAGUCGCCCCACUCUGCUCCUCCUACCACGCCGCCGCUCUCAUGCCUGGACACUGGCUCAGGGAGGAGCAGGAGGAGGAGCAGGAGGAGGAGCAGAAGGAGGAGCAGAAGGAGGAGCAGAAGGAGGAGCAGAAGGAGGAGCAGGAGGAGGAGCAGCAGGAGGAGGGCACGUCAGAGCACGAUGCUUCCACAAGCUCAGACAGCUCUCAGGCAGGAGCAGGUGUGAGCAGGAGGAGGAAGAGGAGAGGGAGAAGGGGCAGGAGGGUGUUCUGUCCAAUUACCCAGCAGCUCCUGCAGAACCACCAGAUGUGGAAGAGUGUCAUCGCCAUGGAAACAAAGGAGAAGGCGGCGAAGGGGGAGGAGCUUAGCUGCAUCAGCAGUCCUGCCGAGCCAAUCACAGCCAUCCGUGAGGAGGAGGAACCAACCAGCAAAGAGGAGCCAAUAGAUAAUGAGAGUGAGAAGGGGGGGCUUUUGAAGGAGGCGGAAGUGACCGACCAAUCAGAGACCUCGGGGAGAAAAGAGGAGUGAGAGUUUGCCCUUUGACCCUCCUGAAACAGGAGGACAUUGCCUCAAUGGCCUGACCUCAGUCGCCAGCACAUCACUUAGACACAACACUAUAGAAACAAGGGAGAAAUGUGCCUAUAAAUACCUGGGGGGGCACAUUAAAUACCUGGGGGGGCUAACCCUAACCACAGGAUUGUGUGAUGGAAGGAAGGAAGGAGGGAAUGGUAUUUAUUCUAUCAGGUCUUUUUUAGAUGCUCUUUCUGUUCCAAGGAGUAAUACUGCAAUAUGGCUCACAACACCCCCCCCCCC